AUGGCUUUAUUCCAAAGUCCUUGGGUAGUCUGCAUAAUGCUUCUUGUUAUGCCACAUUCAGCCCACAGUACAACCACCAAGUACUACACAUAUGAAGAAGAUGCCCCUGGGACUGAAAUAGGAAACCUGUCCCAGGACCUGAAGAUUGAGCCAGGUGAGGACCUUCAGACAAGCUUCCGCUUCAUGCAGAAAACCAACUAUUCUGUGAUUCACAUGAGGCAGAUGGAUGGACUUCUUACAGUGGGUGAAAGUAUUGACCGCGAGGAGCUGUGUCCCCAGUCCCCCAAGUGCAUCAUUACCUUUGACGUCGUUGCCUUUUCCAAGGAGAAGUUCCAACUGAUCCACGUGGAGAUUGAGGUGAGGGACAUAAAUGACAAUUCUCCGCAGUUUCCAUUCAAUGAAACGUAUCUGGAGAUCUCUGAAAAUUUGCCUGUUGGUACACGCUUCCCACUCCACCCAGCGAUUGACCGAGAUGUUGGCAGUAACUACAUCCAGAGCUACCAGAUUUCCUACAACAACCGCUUUGGCAUUGAGGUGAGCACCGGAGAGGAUGGGCUUAAAAAUGCAGAACUUGUUUUGUUGAAAAAAUUGGACAGAGAGCUAGAAGAUUUCUAUACCAUUGAAGUGACAGCUAUGGAUGGUGGAAGACCACCAAAGACAGGGUCAAUGGCUGUUCAUAUCAAAGUGCUGGAUUUCAAUGACAACAGUCCCACAUUCGAACACAGUUUCCUUAAAGUUGAGCUGAAUGAGGAUGCACCUCUGGGAUUUCUUCUCCUCAAAGUGCAUGCAUUUGACCCAGAUGAUGGCAUUAAUGGUGAAGUGGUGUAUGGCUUUGUGGAAGAGUCAUCAAAUGAGGUAAAGCAUCUAUUUCACAUUGACCCGUUCUCGGGAUCUGUCACCUUAAAUGCUAUAGUCGACUAUGAAACCAAGAGGUCAUAUGAGCUGAACAUCCAGGCUUAUGACUUAGGAAUGAACUCUGUCCCAUCAACCUGUAAAGUCAUUGUAGAGAUUGUAGAUGUCAAUGACAACGCACCAGAAAUCAGCAUCAAGCCGAUGACCUCCAUGAGCGAUGGAGUUGCUUAUAUCACGGAAGCUGCAGCUGAAGACAGUUUUGUAGCCCUUAUUAGCACCUCAGACAGAGACUCGGGACCAAAUGGCUACGUGCGCAGCAGCCUUCAUGGUCACGAGCAUUUCAAGUUGCAGCAGGCAUAUGGAGACACUUUCAUGAUUGUCACAACUACAGCUUUGGACAGGGAAAAAAUUCCAGAGUACAAUCUGACAGUGGUGGCCGAAGACCUUGGCUCUCCUCCCUUUAAGACCAUAAAGCAAUACACCAUUAGGGUGAGUGAUGAAAAUGACAACCCUCCCCUCUUCAGUAAGCCAGUUUAUGAAGUUUCAGUCAUGGAGAACAAUGUUCCAGGCUCCUACAUUGCCACGGUUGUAGCCCGUGAUCCAGACAUGGGCGACAACAGUAAAGUCACAUACAAAUUGAUAGAUGGGGAAGUGAAUGGGGGGGCUCUUUUAUCCACCUAUGUCUCUUUAGAUCCAAUUUCAGGGUCCUUGUACAGCGUAAGGUCUUUUGAUUAUGAAUCAGUGAAGCAGAUUGAAGUGAAAAUCCAAGCAAGUGACAAUGGCUCCCCUCAGCUGUCGAGCACAGCCCUAAUCGAAAUCAAAAUAGUGGACCAAAACGACAAUGCUCCAUAUAUCACACAUCCAGUUUUGCAAAAUGACUCCACUGAUGUGCCUAUACCUUACAAUGCACCGCCUGGUUACAUUGCUCUGCGGGUCAAAGCUCGAGAUGCUGAUGAAGGUAUAAAUGGAGAGCUUUCCUUCCAAAUUUUGGAGGACGAGCAAAUGCUUUUCUCCAUUAACAAAGAAAGCGGGGAGAUGGUGUUAAAGUAUGGCCUGUCAUUCUUACAUGGAGAUGUGCUAAAAGUCAAGAUUGGUGUCAGCGACAAAGGGAGGUCGCCCCAGGCAGCCAGCGCCACCGUCCGCUUUCUAGUGACAGAAAUGGAACCAGAAGAUCAGAUUAUCAUGGUGGUGGAGGCCAGCACCGAAGCCCGGAGUAAAAUUGAUGCCUCAUUAAUAGUUAUAAUCAUGCUCGGCGGGGGUUGUGCCUUGUUGCUCGUAGCAAUUGUGGCCGUUGCAUUGUCAUGCAAACACAACCGAGGAGAGAGGAGCUGUGGUGGAAAGAAAAAGAAGACCCAAGGACUCUUUGAAAGGAGCAGUCUCUCAUUGCAUAAAUCUAAGGAUUCAAGCAUGUACAGUGGACCAAGAGUUCUUGUCAAUGAUCGAAUAGCAUCAUCCCAUGACGACUCAAUGUCCUUGUAUGGAGACAGGGCCAGAGAGGCAGAGACAAAGGCCUUCCAUCCAUUCAGCAUGAAGCAUUUUGAACCAGUGGCUCUGUGGCAGGGUGAUAAAUACAGUUUGCAGCUGAGUGGAAUACGGAAUAAUGACCAGCUAAGCGUGAAGGACAGCGGCAAAGGAGACAGUGACUUCAACGACAGUGAUUCUGAUAUCAGCGGGGAUGGAUGUAAGAAAAGUCACAGCACUUUCAACCCACGGACAAACAAUUCAUUUCAUUCUGCCAACACCCUGGGUGCAGAUCAGCAGGGUGGGUACUGCAUAAUCCCCACCCGCUCGCCAGCAAGCCCCUGUAGCAAUGCGUAUACCAUAGCCUUCACUCAGGUUCCAGCACACAGCCACCCAAACGCCAACUCCGGUUCCUGGAGAGGCUCGGCUUACAGCACCAACAUCUCCAAAGCCAGGGCCCAGCUGCAGACGUUCCCCAGGACGGGAACUCUUCCACUGGGCUUCGGCCAGCACAAGCACGAGACAGGAACCUGUCCUGAGGAGCCGCAUCAAUCCGGCCAGGAACCAGCAGCCUUGGCUGAAGUGGCAACUACCUUCUGA
Messenger RNA from Scleropages formosus (Asian bonytongue), 2913 nucleotides. RefSeq names its product protocadherin 8 (gene pcdh8.1). Gene Ontology annotation, biological process: homophilic cell-cell adhesion. The coding region runs from base 1 to 2913 and encodes 970 amino acids. The record is from RefSeq and is a predicted model, not a curated record. Gene Ontology annotation, molecular function: calcium ion binding. Gene Ontology annotation, cellular component: plasma membrane. The transcript has 4 exons. NCBI's taxonomy places the organism in Eukaryota, Metazoa, Chordata, Actinopteri, Osteoglossiformes, Osteoglossidae.